Python bivittatus (Burmese python) is the source of this 1467-nucleotide messenger RNA. The record is from RefSeq and is a predicted model, not a curated record. Lineage: Eukaryota; Metazoa; Chordata; Lepidosauria; Squamata; Pythonidae.
UGCAAAAGUCAAACAAUGAGAGCUUUAGCAGCAGCAAGAACUUGUUGGGAGCAGCGUCCGACCCUGAAGCUAAACUUGGACUAAAGGGUGGAAGAAUGAGGGUUCUUUCAACCAGAAAUAUUUUUGCUCUGAUUUUUUCUGUUUCCCACUCUUAAUUAUGGCAAUUUUUGAGUGUUUUCUUUUUUUCAUUGUACUAACUUGGUUAUAAACAGAUUUAGGAGUCUGACAAGGUCUGGAAAAUUUAACAGUAACCAAGAAUUCUGACCUAACUCUUCCCUUUCCUCUUGUCUCCAGAUGGAAAGGUCAGCCCGAGCACCCUCCCUGUUUUAGCCACCCCUUCCUUGCUCCCUUCCAACUCUUCAGCUGCAGUGGACAUUGCUGGUCCCGUGAAAGCAUUAAUCGAUGGCAGUGGAGCAGAGAUUGAGAUCGGUAUGCUGGAUGAGAAACUGAUCAAGUUCCUGGCCUUGCAGAGAAUACACCAGCUCUUCGCUUCCAAAGCCCAGCCCUUGGCCGACAACGUGGGAGGCCCCCCACCCAGUUCUGCAAACAGUCCUGCGGAAGGACAGAGGAAGGAGGUGCAGGCCCGGGCCGUCUUCUACCCUCUCCUGGGCACGGGCAGUGCUGUGAACAUGUGCUACAGGACCCUCUACAUCGGGACAGGAGCAGACAUGGACGUGUGCCUUACAAACUACGGUCACUGCAACUACGUCUCAGGCAAACACGCCUGCAUCUUCUAUGAUGAGAACACCAAACAUUAUGAACUGCUCAACUACAGCGAGCACGGCACAACGGUGGACAAUGUCCUGUACUCGUGUGACUUCUCUGAGAAGACGGCGUUCAUCCCUCCCAGCAGCAUGGUUGCCAAAGUACAGAGUGUGAUCAAGCGCCACAAGAACCGGAAGCAGCUGGAGGAAGAGCCGCCACCGAGCGAAGAGGCCGCGUCGAUGAGGGCCCAGGCCCAGGGUCAGGCCCAGCAUCCCUGCAGUUGCAAAGCCAGCAGUUCCAGCCUGAUCGGAGGCAGCGGGGCGGGAUGGGAGGGGACGGCUCUGUUGCACCACGGCAGCUACAUCAAGCUCGGCUGCCUGCAGUUCGUCUUCAGCAUUACGGAGUUUGCGACCAAACAGCCCAAGGGGGACGCGUCGGCCUUAGUCCAAGAGACGGACUUGGAAGAGAAACUGUCCCCCAAGGCCCACCAGGUUCCUGUGCUUCGGUCCAAUUCAGUGCCAUAGGAGCUGUGGGGCAGCAAGGAGGGAGGUGGGAGGAAAGCCCCUCCCUCCCUCCCUCCCUCCCUCCCCGAGAUCAGAGACGCCUGUUUGACACACACAAACCAUGUCUGUCCGCAUUUUUUCCUAUGUGGGCCGCAGACUUUUGAUGCCCUUUGCAUGAAAUGAAGAACUUUAAUUUUUUUAUGGUUUGCUCAAGUUUUAGGGGCAUUUGCACAUAUAUUUGUACUAUACAUUUCAUUUA